ACUUCUGACGCAGGGUAGAACUGUACAUUUGCCGGAGAGCGGCAGGAACAAAAUCGUUUUGUGUGAGGAGCUGAAGAGGGAUGUCUGCUAAGCGAACGAGCACCGGCUCCCAGGGGAAGGAGGGGGACCAGGAUGAGGUGACGGCCGAGGUGUGCCACGUGUCAGAGCUGCAGGAUGGACAGAUGUUGGAGGUGGAGGUGGGGCAGCAGAAGGUCCUGCUGGUACGGAGUGAGGGAGAGUACAGUGCUGUGGGAAGCCUCUGCACUCACUAUGGGGCUCCACUCAGCAAAGGUGCACUGUCUGGGAGCAAGGUGCGAUGCCCUUGGCAUGGAGCCUGCUUCAAUGUUAAGACCGGAGACAUAGAGGAGUAUCCUGGGCUGGACAGCUUGCCCUGUUAUAAGGUGAAAAUCGAGAAUGACAAAGUGUUCGUGACAGUUAGCAAAAAGGCUGCAAAGCUGGUCAAACGGGUGAAGGAGAUGGGCUCCAGAGUGGCAGGAGUUGCCCACACGGUCCUGCUGAUAGGAGGAGGCCCCGCCUCUUUGCAGUGUGCUGACACGCUCCGGCAGGAGAGAUAUGGAGGCAGAAUCAUCAUGGUCACCCGAGACGCCCUGCUGCCCUAUGACAAGCCCAAGCUGAGCAAGAUGAUGAACGUGGACCACAAUGCUGUGCUACUGCGGCAGAAGGAGUUCUUCCAGCAGUACGAUAUCGAGGUGUGGACACGCCGGCAGGUGGAUUCUGUGGACACAAAGCAGAGGACGGUGACCUUGAGUGAUGGCCUGGUACAGCACUAUGACCAGCUCCUCAUAGCCACAGGGUGCAGGGCUCGGGCAUUAAAUUGCCCUGGCGCCACCCUGGAGAAUGUGCGACUCCUGCAGACUCCAGAGGAUGCCCUGAGGAUCCAUCAGGCCUGCAAGGGCCACAGGGCUGUCAUCGUGGGAACCUCCUUCAUCGGUAUGGAGGUGGCGUCUUACCUGACAGAGAACGCUGCCAGCGUGACAGUGGUGGGCAGCAGUGAAUUGCCUUAUCAGAAGAGCCUGGGCCCCGACAUCGGGAAAAUGACCAUGCAGAUGCUGAAAGAGAAGAAGGUAGAGUUCUAUAUGAGCGAUGGUGUCGCGGAGAUCAGGGGUAAAGAUGGGAAGGUGAAAGAGGUGGUCCUGAAGAGCGGCGUGGUCCUGCCCGCUGACGUUGUUGUCGCGGGGAUUGGGGUUGUGCCCAAUUCUGAAUUCCUGAAAGGGGGCGCUAUAGAGCUGGAUUCCAAAGGUGCUGUCAUUGUUGACAAGUGCAUGAGGACCACUGUCCCUGGUGUCUUCUCUGCUGGAGAUGUGACCUCCUUCCCCCUUGCCCUGCGUGGCAACCAAAGGGUUAACAUUGCCCACUGGCAGCUGGCACAGGCCCAGGGGAGGGUGGCAGCCUUGAAUAUGCUGGACAGACACAUUGAAGUGGACUCGGUGCCAUUCUUCUGGACCGUGCUUCUGGGAAAGAGCAUUCGCUACACAGGUUAUGGUGAGGGCUACACUGAAACUGUACUGAAAGGAAACCUAGAGGAAAGGAAGUUUCUUGUAUUUUAUAUCAAGGAUAAGGAGGUGGUGGCUGCAGCUAGCUUGAACUUUGACCCCAGUGUUUCCCAGGUGGCAAACAAGAUGGCGGCAGGGAAAGUGAUCACCAAGGCAGAGGCGGAGUCUGAGGACUUGAGCUGGCUGAAGAUGCCCUGAUGAGCAGUGAUCCUCAUCCUCAUGGAGACUCGUCCUCUCUAGUCCAGUCUGAUUUCCUGUCCUCUUUUCUCAACUACAAAAGAGAUCAUUUCACCAAGUUGCCUUAUAAAAGCCAAAAUGCUGUAAUCAGCAGCACAGUUUAUAAUAUUGGACAUUCCCCUUUGUAAUUAUCAUCAUUAUGUUUUUACAGUGGGAUAUAUUUUUAGUGCAUGC
Megalops cyprinoides (Indo-Pacific tarpon) is the source of this 1925-nucleotide messenger RNA. It is a transcript of the gene aifm4, whose product is annotated as apoptosis inducing factor mitochondria associated 4. Gene Ontology annotation, molecular function: flavin adenine dinucleotide binding; oxidoreductase activity, acting on NAD(P)H; 2 iron, 2 sulfur cluster binding. The record is from RefSeq and is a predicted model, not a curated record. Lineage: Eukaryota; Metazoa; Chordata; Actinopteri; Elopiformes; Megalopidae. Gene Ontology annotation, cellular component: cytoplasm. The transcript is spliced from 19 exons. Bases 81 to 1712 code for a protein of 543 amino acids.